AUGGGCCCUGAGGGGCCCCCCUCUCUGGGGGAGGCCUGGGGGCCCCCGGGCGUACCCUGGGGGCCCCCUGACGAGCCCUCGAAGCUGCUUGAGCAGUUUCUUGACCUCUGCGAGGCCCUGCCCUCCGCCCUAGAAGCAGCAGCAGACGCAGCUGUGUCCGCAGCAGCAGCAGCCCCAGAAGCAGCACCAGCAGCAGCAGCAGCAGCUCCAGCAACAGCAGCAGCAGCAGCAGGCGGCGGAGCUCUCGGACUGGAGCUGCACCUGCCGCCAAACCUGCGCAGCUGGCUGCGGGCAGCACUGGGGGCCCUUUGGCCGCUGCUGGGGGCCCCCCAGCUGCAUGCAGUGGCGCUGCAGCACUUUGCUGCUGCGCUGCAGCAGCACGCAGUUGAGCGGCUCUCCCGGGACUUCUGGGACUUCUGCUGCCCCCGCCCCCGUUCGGCAGCAGCAGCAGCAGAAAACAGCAGCAGCAGCAACAUCAGCAGCAGCGACUGCUGGGUUGCUGCUGCUGAUGUGGAAGCCAGUUUGCUGCAGUGCGCCUUGAGAGUUUACCUCCAACUGGCUUUUGCCUUUGAGCUGCUGGCGGCCCUCACAGCCCACUGGGAGGAGCCGGAGAACAGGCCGCAGCAGCAGCAGCAGCAGCAGCAGCAGCAGUGGAGCCACGGCGCGUGCUGCUGCCCGUUUAGGGAGAUAUCUGCUGCUCUCGUUGUGGCUGUCCGAGAAGCUGUUGCAGCAGCAGAGCCUCCUCAAGCUGAGGGGCUGCUGAGGCUGCUGCUGCGGCGCCAGAUGAGGAAGUUUGCUGCUGCUGCUGCGGUUGCUGCUGCUGCAGCAGUGGCAGCACAGGAAGCUCUGGCAGCAAAAGGCUGCGGGCGCUCUGACGUUGAGAACGUGGCAGUGAUGCUGCUGCAGCUACUGCUGCAGCAGCUGCAGCACAGACACAGCAUCGCAGCAGCUCCAGAGACAGCUGCAGCAGUUGCCGCCUUCCUUGCUGCUGCUGCUGCCGCUGAAGAAGAAAGCUCUUGCUAUGCAUGCCAGCAGCAGCAGCAGCAACAGCAGCAGCGGAAAGAACCUGGUGCUGCUUCCAAAAAGCUAGCCUUUCCACCGACAGGUACGGAGGGUCUGUUGGAGCUUCUUACUGCUGUUCUUACUGCUGCGACACAUGACCCAGCAGCAUUCGAGCAGCAGCAGCAACAACAGCAGCAACAGCAACAGCAGCAGCAACAGCAGCAGCAGCAGCAGCAUGAAAGGCAAUUUGUGAGACGAGCAAACACGCCCCCAAAGCUGCGCACUUUGCUGCCGCUGCGGCGCCGCCGCACAGCGCCAGCCACUGCAGCAGCAGCAACAGCAGCAGCAGCAGCAGGUGGCGAAGCAGCUAGUGGGCUCCGGGUGGGUCAGCCCACGAUAGGGGACGCUGCCUGGAGCAGCAGCAACAGCAGCAGCAGCGCAGCAGCAGCAGCAACAGCAGCAGCAGCCGAGAGCAGCAGCCUCAUUGACCACUGGUCUUCGUCGCAUUUCCCUUCUUCCGCGCAGCAGCUGCUUCAGGUGUCGCUGCUGCUGCACCGGGCGCUGCAGAAGGCGCCACAGCAGCAAACUGGAACGCCUCCAGCAGCAGCAGCAGCAGCAAGCAGCAGCAGCUGCGUGCCUUGCAGCAGCUUUUGUGUCUCUUGCGGGGCCUCUUCAGACUGGCUGCUGCGAGAAGAAGCAUUUCGAAGCAUUUGUGGGGCCCCACAGAGCAGCAGCA
This is a messenger RNA of Eimeria tenella, 1738 nucleotides long. RefSeq lists its product as uncharacterized. The record is from RefSeq and is a predicted model, not a curated record. Lineage: Eukaryota; Apicomplexa; Conoidasida; Eucoccidiorida; Eimeriidae. The transcript is spliced from 4 exons. The annotation marks the transcript as partial.